Molecule: messenger RNA, 2345 nt
Organism: Nothobranchius furzeri (turquoise killifish)
Lineage: Eukaryota; Metazoa; Chordata; Actinopteri; Cyprinodontiformes; Nothobranchiidae
Product: glucosidase 2 subunit beta
Biological process (GO): liver development; N-glycan processing
Cellular component (GO): glucosidase II complex
Molecular function (GO): calcium ion binding; protein binding
Source: RefSeq, a predicted model, not a curated record
GCGUCACGUGACCACGUAUUUCCGGAAGUAAGAGCAUGUCCGGCUCAAAUGUAAAGAGCGUAUGAGUUUGAAACGUCUUUGAGCGGGACUUACACGAGUCAGCGCGCUGACAGCUCAUUAUUCUGCCCUCUGACAUGCAUUUCCACAUCAUUAUUGCUGCGUGUAUAUGCUCUGGUGUUGUGGACUCGUGGAAAAUCAGAGGAAUAUCCUCGUCCUAUAAAAGGUUCUACAGGGAGAGAAAAUCGUUUCUAUGCAUCGAUGGAUCCAAAAUGAUUCCAUUCGAGCAGGUGAACGAUGACUACUGCGACUGCGCAGACGGCUCUGAUGAACCAGGAACCUCUGCUUGUCCUCAUGGCCGGUUCUACUGUACAAACCUGGGUUUUCGCCCUCACUACGUCCCAUCAUCAAGGGUCAACGAUGGCAUCUGUGAUUGCUGCGAUGCCUCCGAUGAGUACAACAGCCACGCUCGCUGCCAGAACACUUGCUGGAAUCUGGGACAAAAAGAAAGGGCGUACGUGGAGGGGCAGAUGAGGACCUUGGAUGAGGGUUUGCGACUCAAGCAGCAGAUGAUUGAGGAGGGAGUGCUGCUUUGGAGGGAGAAGCAGGCACAUCUCAGAGAGCUUCAGCAGGCCGCAGAAGAUCUACAGAUCAAAUUAGAGGAACACAGAUGGAGAAAACACGAGACGGACCUACUCCAAGAGCAAACAUCAAAGGCACUGGAAGCAGGAGAUAAUGGUUCUAGACACCAGAAUGCCUCUGUAGCCGGUCUUUUCCAAUUGCUGGACAGCAACAAAGAUGGCAGAAUAUCGGUGGAUGAAGUCAAGGCUAAAGUGGUGCUAGUUCAUGAAGCAAAGCGGGUUCUCUCUGAGGAUGAAGCACUGGUUUUGAUGGGAGGUGGUCGGGAAAUGGAUCUGACCAAAUUUCAGCACACACUCUGGGACACCCUGACACGAGCUGACAAUGUAAUGAUCAAAGACGGUGCCUCAGGUGGUCCUAUGAGUGAAGAUCCUCACUUAAAGGCAGCCGACAGAGCGGAGUGGGAGGCUACCAAUCUGAGGAAGGUAGAAGAAGCUUAUGAGACAGUCAACAUGGAAAUAAGAGAUUUACAGAAGAAUCUUAGUAUAGACUACGGAACAGACUGGGAGUUUUUGUUUCUGAGCGGCCAGUGCUACAAGCUGCAAAUGUAUGAGUAUGCUUAUUCUCUGUGUCCCUUCAAUCUAGUCACACAGAAGAGCACAGCAGGAACCGAGGUCUUAUUGGGGAGGUGGGGGAUGUGGGCAGGACCACCAAAGAACCACUACAGUCAGAUGGUGUAUGAGAACGGAGAACCAUGCUGGCAAGGAGGCUCACGUACAACCACAGUCACGCUGACAUGCGGAACGGAGACAGCCCUGCGCUCGGUGAAGGAGCCCAGCAAAUGCCAGUACAUCAUGGACUUCCAGACUCCUGUAGCCUGUCAGCCGGUGCUGAAGCAGAGGGGCGUGCACAGCGAACUGUGACCCCUCUUCCCUCAUUGCCUUAGCCUGGAAUAACUUGGACCCCUGCCCCCUUGCUGGCUCGCCUACAGUGACAGGCUGAGGGUCUCGAGGGUCCCCUCCAAUGUUGUUGUUGUCAGAACGUAUGUACUUCUCAGUAAGUUGGACUGAGGUCAGGACGCAGCUCUCACCGCCGCUGUUACACGACCAUAUUGUUAAAGCCUACCAUGAAGAAAAUAGUCAUAUCAGAUCUGUUGUAAGACGUCGCUAUUGCUAAAGUAUUUUAAAUAUUACCUUGUUUUAUUGCAACAACUAAAGUCUGUUCCUGUUCUGUAGAAAACAAAAAAUAAUUGUUAAUGUGAUAGUUUGCAUACACUCAUUAGCAAACCUGUUGUAGCUAGCUGUUUGUGCAACCUCAGUUUGGAGAAACAGGAUAUUGUAAUCGGAUUGAUGAGCUAACCGCUAGUUAGCAGGAACCUGAAACAAAAGUCAGCUUCACACAACUUUAAUCUCAGAAAAGCUGUAACAGUUCAGUGAAAUGUUACUUUUGACUGUAGACCGUUGUUCCAGCAGAAAUAACCCGGAGGUCUACCAAAUGUUGUGACAAAGGUAUUUGCCUUCUCACAGGUGUUUUUGUCCUGUCACACUCUAAAGGGUUUGAUUCUAGAACUAAUAUUCACUGUCAGGCAAAGACUGAACAACGACAAUUUAACAGGACCUGUCUGACAACAUGGAGUUCACUGAACGGUCUCAAAAAGAUACUCAUCGGGCUCUGUUCUAAAGUUCUAGUACAAGAAAAGUACAACAGAAGCAUUGCAUGUCUCACGUAGUUGAACUUUUUAACAGCAAUUAAACACGGUGGUGGCAAUA